Molecule: messenger RNA, 4038 nt
Organism: Closterium sp. Naga37s-1
Lineage: Eukaryota; Viridiplantae; Streptophyta; Zygnematophyceae; Desmidiales; Closteriaceae
Source: the annotation of a GenBank genome assembly
AUGGCUGUCGCGGCGGCAUCUGCGUCGGACGCGCAGCCUCUCACGGCAGACGCGACGGCGGCAGACGGCCCGGCGGAAGGCGCGCACUCGCCUGGCGCGCUUGAGAGGAGCAACGCGGAAGGGGAAGUGAAAGAUGUUAGGGGCGAGAACGGCGCGAGGGCGGAAAAUAUGCAAGCUGGGAUUGUCAGGAGAAGAGAGAAGGGCGGUGGGAAGAUCACCUCGGAAAGGAAGGGGAAGUCGCCGCGAAGGGGCAGGAUGACAGGGAAAAGGACAGAGUCAGUUCCAGGUUCGGCAGGAGGGGAGGCCCGAGCCUCCACUCUAGCUGCUGCGUUUCCCGCCCGUUCCCCUGCUCCUGGCAUUUCAUACAGCUCAUCCCACCUCCAGUCCUCCACUCCGUCGUAUAGGCUUCAGUCCUUUAUUCCUGCUGCGGGCGCGGAGUCAUCAGCAGCAGCAUCAGGUGCAUCACAGGGCAUGUGUGGACUAUCCGGGGAGCAUGCGCUGCGCAGUGCUCUUGUAUCCGCUAUUGUGAGCAGGAUAGAGCAGAUGGUGGGGCAAGGGCAGACACAGGCUCAGGCUCAGCUGCUAUCCCAGCUGCAGGCCGCACAGGCCCUGCUUGGUCAAGGAGAAAUCAACGCAGGAGCAGAGCUGCAGAUGAAGACGCUUGCGCGUGACCUCUGUCCUCGCGAGUCGCCUUCCCGAUCGCACGCUCCCUGUCGUCCGUUCCGCCGGAUCCCCCGCUUUCCACUCUCGCCGUUCCGCUCCGCUUCCGCUCGCCGUGUAUUCGCGCUCUACUUCCGUCCCGCCGGUCGCUCUUGUAUCGAAUCGUCACCCAUGGCUGCUCGCUCCAGCUCCCGCCUCAUCGCGCUCGCCGGCAGGGCGGUGUCCGCAAGGCUCGCCCCUGCUGCGCCCGCAUCCGCGCUACUCGCGGGGAAUGUCGCCCGCGGAUUCGCUACUGCAGCUCCCGCUGAAGAGGAUGUGGUGAAGGCGGCGUUUAUCAAGCAGCAGGCAUCCUUCCGGUCGUAUCUGGAAGGUCUCAAGAAGGUUUCCAUCCCCAUGGACGCUGCUGACGACAAGGCCACCAAGGCGUAUGCUGCAGCCGUGAAGAACAUCCGCGAGAGCCUGGGCAUUCCUUCCUUCUCUGAGAAGCUCUCCAACCUGCUCGAGUCAGCAGAGGAGGACUCGCGGGACGUGCGCAGCUUCCUGGAAGAAUCCCGGAUCAUCCGCAGGCAGUUGGGAGUGGAGGACAAGCUGGGCGCGGAGAAGCUCAUGUUUGCAGCACUUGACAGCGUUGAGAAGAAGCUGGGGAAGGCGCUGGUGGGCGAUGAUGUGAAGGGCAUGGCGAUGUUUCAGGAGGAGGUCAAUGCUAUUAACAAGAAGCUGGGGUUGAAGGACGGCGACUUGGAGCCGUUGGAGCAGCAGCUGGAGACGAGCAUGGCCAAGACUGACAUUGCUGCCUUUGCCAGCGAAGCAGCACAGAAGAUUGGCACGUACCAGAAGAGGGACGGCUUGGAGGACAUCCAGCGCAACCGCAGACGCCGAAGGACCAGCUGCAGAUCUGCCGGCAGUACAACAACGAGAGCUGCUGCACGAACGAGCAAAAGUCGACCUGAAUACCAACCUCCUCGCUUCCCGCUCCCUGUUAUCGCUCCCCCGCUCGCUCCCUUCCCUGCAGCGCAACCGCAGACGCCCAAGGACCAGCUGCAGAUCUGCCGGCAGUACAACAACGAGAGCUGCUGCACGAACGCGCGGAACGUGAAGAUCGCGGAGAAUCUGCUCAAGUACAGCACCGCCAUGGGCAACAACCCCGGCGCCAAGAACUGCCUCCGCGCGCUGGAACGCGUGCUGUGCGCCGAGUGCGACCCCUACGCGUCGCAGGUGUACCGUCGCGACCACACAGGCCGCUACGCCGACGUGCCGUACCUCUGCACGGCCCAGUCCAACCGCGACCCUGUUGAGACGCAGCCCUUCUGCUCCACUGUCUGGGACGUCUGCGGCAUGGUUGGCAUGCCUUACAACCCUUUCGUUGCAACCAAUGACCCGCGCUUCAUCUCGCUUUAUGAUGUGUACUUAACUAAGGGCGAGUUUUGCCGCCAGUUCAUGCCGCCGAAUAAGAACCCCGGCGACGGGCCGAAGGUUUGCUACCGGGGUAAACCGGUGGAUUACCCGGAUGAGUUGGGGGAGGAUGUGUUGCCGCCCGUGAAUAACAUGUGUGUGGAGCAGAUUGGGUUGAGUACGAAGAAUGAUAAGAGCGAGGAGAAUAGUUACUAUGUGGCCAUGACCCCGCAUCCGGACCAAUCGCGGCGCGCGUUUUUCCUGGAGCGGGCGGGCAGGUUGUUUCUUUACAAUCUGCCCGAGCCGGGGUCGUCGGACCAGCUUCCUUUGGAUGGGGACUCACCGUUUCUCGACAUCAGUGGCUUGGUGGCACAGGGGGGGGAGCAGGGGGCAGUUGGUAUUGCCUUUCACCCGGACUACCCCAGCAACGGCCGUCUCUUCGUGUCCUUCACUUGCGACUCCUCAGUCAACUCUGACUGCAAGGCUGCUGUGUGCGGCUGCUACGAUGCUGUGGACUGCACGGCCGACAAGGUUAAGGCGGCCAAUCCGGACGGCCGCUGGGGCACCGGGGACCUGUGCAGAAACGUGACUGUGGUGGCAGAGUUCUCUGCGUGCAGUGACACCAUCUGCACGCCUGCUAAGAUCUCCCAGCAAGCGAGCAUCUCUGCCACGAUAGUGCGCUACAUAGUGCGGCUGGGGCAGCCUUUCAUCAACAACAACGGCGGCCAGAUCCGAUUUGGCGCGGAUGGCAUGCUCUACGUCAUGCUGGGGGAUGGGGGGGGCGAGCUGGACCCCCUGGGCCUGGCACAGAACCCCAAGGCGUUUCACGGGAAGGUGUUGAGGCUGGACGUGCUUAAUGGGAUCAGCCAACCAGGCGAGGAUGAGAUUAGGAGCAGGGGCCUGCUGGGGGCGUACGGCAUUCCCCCGGACAACCCGCACGCCCUCGACUGGGACUGGCGCGGGGAGGUGUUUGCGCUGGGCUUCCACGACCCCUGGAAGUGCACCUUCGACCUGCUCAGGCCCUCCGUUAUGAUGUGUGGAGACGUGGGAUGGACCAAGUGGGAGGAGGUAGAUGUGGUAACCAGCGGCGGUAACUACGGGUGGAAGUGGUACGAGGGUCGGGAGUUUGCCAAUGCUAGCGAGCAGCGGCCCGUGCCGAACCAGAAGCUGCCGUCGUUUCAAUACGUGUGGAGCAACACCAGCAGCGUGGUUGGGGGGUUCUAUGCAAGAGGAUUCGAGGACGCGUGCUUAUAUGGAAGGUACCUAUUCAGUGACAGGAACAACCAAUUCUACGUGGCUACAGAGAAUCCCCCUUAUAGCGGCCAUUUCCCCCUCGGUUCGCAACCGCUCAACCCGGAGGUGGAGGUUCGGGAGGAGCAGGCUCGGGAUCCAUGCCUCCCACCACAGCUGGCAACAGCAGCAGUAGCAGCAGUGGUGGCACCCCCAGCAGCAGCAGCACUCCCAGCAGCAGCAGCAGUAGCAGCAGCAGCAGCAGCAGCAGUAGCAGCACAACCACAAGGAUACCGCGAGGGCAAGAGGAAAGACGAGGCGUUUCUGGAAUUCCAAAUGGCAGACAUGCAACAGCCGCUGCAAGGGGAGGGGGACGAAGAUGCUUUUUACGACGAAGAAGGGAAUUAUAUUGGGCCGGACGGGGAGGAGGAUGAGGUGUACGAUCCGAACGCGGUGCAUGACGACGAUGGUACUGGGACGUACUAUAAUGAGGAUGGGGAUGAGAUGGGGCACCAUGGGGAUGGGGAUACAGUGGUGGAUGAUGGAGCGACGGAGUAUGGUCCGAGGAGUGUGCAUAGUGGGUAUGCUGGAGAGGGGGGCUAUGCUGAGAGUGAGGUAGGGUCUGAGUAUCCAGGGCAGGGGCAUGGGGGGUAUCAGGGAGGUGGGGUGAGGGGGGAUGGGAUGUCUGAUGUUCAAUCGGAGUAUACGGCGCAAGAUGAUUGGACGGAUGGAGGCUCUUACUAUGAUCGCCGCUGA